Messenger RNA from Arachis stenosperma, 1083 nucleotides. Its product is annotated as protein FAR1-RELATED SEQUENCE 5-like. The transcript has 3 exons. Bases 1 to 1083 code for a protein of 360 amino acids. The record is from RefSeq and is a predicted model, not a curated record. NCBI's taxonomy places the organism in Eukaryota, Viridiplantae, Streptophyta, Magnoliopsida, Fabales, Fabaceae. Gene Ontology annotation, biological process: regulation of DNA-templated transcription.
AUGGAUUUCCGGCGUUCGUUUAACAAUGAGGGUGAAGACUCGAUUAGGAGUGCCUCCGAUGAUAGUUGCAGACAUUAUUGUGCGAGUGAUGAUGAAUACAAUGACGACGAAUACCUUGAGUGCAAUGAGGGACGCGAAAGCGGGGAAAAAGGUGUAGGGGUUACCGUUGAUCGUAAUGGGUCGGGUGAUGCAGGUGAUGCGGCAGAGGGUGGUCUCUGUUGGCCAGUCGGUGCGAAUAACUUCUUGGAAAAAGAGUUUGCGACAGAGGAGGAUGCUUAUGCUGCCUACAAGGAAUUUGCUAAAUUAAGAGGUUUUGGAGUUCGGAAGGGAGAUGUAGCUCGUGUGAAUAUGGUGUUGAUUAGGAGAGAUUUUUUCUGCCAUCGACAAGGUACAAGACAUCAUAAGCACUAUGACUUUUCUGAGCGAGUAAGGGAGGAGAGGUUGGAGAGUUGCACGGACUGUAAGGCAAAGUUGAAGAUUUACUAUGAUAUGCAGGAUAAUGUGUGGAGGGUCAGGAUCAUCAUGGACGAACACAACCACGAACUUACCCCAACAGUGUUCGCACAUCUCUUUCCUAGUCAUCGGAAGAUGAGUGAUGGUGACAAGGCACAGGUUGCGCGAAUAUGCAAUGGCGACGCCGCGACGACUAUCAGUUACUUAGAGGAAAAGGCAAAUGCUGACAUGAGGACGGUGGCCCAAUACACACAGACCCCGGACAAUCGUUUGGGUAGCCUAAUUUGGGCUGACGAUGAGAUGAUAUUGGAUUAUCAGCUAUUUGGUGAUGUCUUGGCUUUUGAUUCGACGUACCGAUCUAACAAGUACAAGAAACCACCGGUGGUUUUCUCCGGAUCAAAUCACCACAAACAGACAUCAAUAUUUAGGUUCGCAUUGCUGGAUGAUGAAGAGGUCCACACUUAUAGUCUGUUGCUGACCACUGGCCUUGAUUCACUCGAGCGGUUUGCAUCGAAGGUGUAUACAAGAGCAGUGUUUAGAGAAGCGAAGAAACAAAUUAAGGCUGUGGCUACUUUAUUGUUUCGGGGCAAGGACAGCAUCAGCACGACAACUGUGUACACAUUCUCGUGA